Messenger RNA from Coniophora puteana RWD-64-598 SS2, 656 nucleotides. RefSeq lists its product as uncharacterized. The transcript is spliced from 5 exons. Bases 22 to 516 code for a protein of 164 amino acids. Lineage: Eukaryota; Fungi; Basidiomycota; Agaricomycetes; Boletales; Coniophoraceae. The record is from RefSeq and is a predicted model, not a curated record.
ACUUACCAGACCUCACUUGCUAUGUCCUCCACCCGCGGCCAUGUCUACGACUAUAUCGCCAUUGAUGUCCGUCCUAACGAUGCAGCGACCGUCUUUGGCACCGUCUCCGUCGCCAAGGACAUCCGCGUCCGAAUUGUUGCCUAUACCAUCAUUCUCGACGGCACCGUCAAGCAGAACGCCAGAUUCGACAUGCCCGCUACCGACGCCGGCGGCGUGUAUGUCCUGGCCGCCACAGACACAGAUGUAAACAAGCCUCUUGGCAACGUGUGGGCGCCAACGGUGAUGGACGUGCAUACGAGGGUUGUUUUCUUGUAUACGUACAGUCGGGACAAGGGCCAGACGUGGAUACCCAUUUCGCCGUUGGAUGUCGCCAAGUUUGUGCAGUACCCGAAGGAGGGGACCGAGAAGCCUUCAGAUGUAAUCGUGAACCUCACUCCAGCACAAGAGCAGGACACCUCAUCGGAUUACCGCAAUGUUUCGAUGACCACCGUGUCUAUGCCCGUCGGCACUCUGUAGAGAGACACACAGAAGAUAAUGCGGAGCGCUCGUGGGCUUUCUUUUUGUGUGGGCGGAAAUUAUGAGCCACAAUGUACUGUAAAGUGUAACUCGAAAGCUAGGGAAGCCGCUGUAAAUGAUACCAAGCAGAUGCGAUUAUC